AUGAUACGAAAAAGCCCUACCAAGAAACGAACAUCCAAAAGUUCAAAGAAUACGAAUAUUUGCAACCCAGAAACGCCAAUUACGGCUCAUGGACUCAGAGAUGGGUCCUUUGGGAGUUUAGUACGCAAUAAACUUUCAAAUCCGUUGAUUUCUCCGCAUACCACGCCGCGCUACGCUCAUGACUGGGAUCUGGAAAAAGAUCGGUCACCGUCCAUGGACUCGACGAUUUAUACUCCGCUAAGUGCAACGACCUCGAUUUCGAAUUCUGACGAUUCAGAGUCGUCUAGCUUGAGAGGCGAAAGCCCUGGCCUCCAUCAGCGCGGCAGCAGGACCUCGUCCUCGAGAUACAACGGAUCGAUCUCUGUAUCUGUUCGAAUAAAGCCCAGCUACGCGGGUUGUAGCUCCUGGCAGCUUUCGGACGACAAGAAGACAUUGAAACAUGGAGAUGCGGGUGAGUUUUCUUUCGAUAACGUAUUUGACACACAGGAUGACAACCACGAGAUAUAUGAAACGAUCGGACGACCUAUCGUCGAUAAGCUUUUUGAAGGUUUCAAUGCCACGAUUUUUGCCUAUGGUAUGACAGGAUCUGGGAAAACGUUUACGAUGAGUGGGGUCGACAGUAACCCAGGUUUGAUCGCCCUGUCUGUGGAAGAAAUAUUUGCCCGAAUAUCAUGUGAGUCUGGUGUCGAUAAGGAGUACGAGGUCAAAGUUUCAUACCUCCAAAUUUACAACGAGAAAGUAUACGACUUACUAGAACUCUCACAUGGCCCUCAAACUAGCCAUGAGGGCUCGCCUCGAGUUGAAGUUCAAUUGCGCGAGGACAGUAAUCACGGCAUUACAGUUGUGGGAUUGAACGAACUCAAAGUAUCAUCUAGCGAAGAAAUGCUGAGGGUGAUAUCCGCGGGUGAUGUUCAUAGGAGAACCGGAGAAACGGAUUUUAACUCGAAGAGUUCACGAUCGCACGCGGUGGUAUCCAUCGUAGUGGAAUGUUCACAACGAGGCAAUGGAUACAAGAAAACAAGCACGUUGUCGCUGUGCGAUCUGGCUGGAUCAGAAAAAGCUGCUGGACAGCAAGAUCGCAGAAAAGAGGGCGCCUUCAUCAAUAAAUCUCUGCUAGCGCUCGGAAACGUCAUCUCGAAGCUGGGAACCAACGCGGAAAGCGGCAAAACUUCAUCAACGACCCAUGUCCCUUACAGAAAUUCAAAGCUAACGCGGUUUCUACAGCCUACUCUGAAUGGAGAAAGUAUCGUCACCACGAUAUGCACGAUCGACUCAAGGCCAGACGCACUUGCCGAGACCAUCAACACGCUACGCUUUGCGUUACGAGCCAAAAACGUGGCCAUAACGGCCAAGAAAAAUGAAACGUUCUCCCACGCAAACGAUAAGGCCCUGAUCCAGAAGUUGAAUCGUCAAAUUGAGGAGCAGAAUCAACUAAUAGCCAGAUUACAGAGCGGUCAAAGGGCAACGGAGUUAGAAGAGACUGCGGAAUCGGGUCGACCAAAAGUCGCGGGUAGGACCGAAACGGUUGUGAGCCCGUCGCUUGCGAAGAGCAUCGAACUCUUGCAUCGAAGACCCGAGUUCUACCAACAUUUCAUGGACAAUGAAUACACCGAGCUGCGGGAUCAAGAGCUUUUGGAAAUUGCCGAUUUUUUACCUGCAGCGGUCGGCAGCGUGUUCAAGCAGAAAAUGCGAGCUCUGGAGGCGCGCCUGAACGGACAAGUACAGUAUAUUCAGCAACUGGAGCUGCGGUCAGUGCGAUUGGAGACCAAGUUACAGAGACUGCACCAGACCUCGAUGUCUUUUCAAGACAGAACGGGCGACGAAGACGUCAUUCGCAGACAGGAACAGGAGCUCCUGCUGCUGCGCAAAAGCGUCGCGCGGAAGGACAAGAUGCUGGAGGCAUUACGGAGUGCCAAACGUCUACGCGACAGUGCCCUGCGGCCGGAGUGCAUGGCGAUGCAGGAUAAUUGA
This is a messenger RNA of Lachancea mirantina, 1971 nucleotides long. The record is from the annotation of a GenBank genome assembly. Lineage: Eukaryota; Fungi; Ascomycota; Saccharomycetes; Saccharomycetales; Saccharomycetaceae.